AUGACAUCUUCCCAAGAAUCUUCAAACUUGAGUAUAGACGUCCCAUGGAUUGAAAAGUACCGUCCGCUUCACCUAUCUGAUAUUGUUGGAAAUGAAGCUACGAUUCAGCGUCUCGAAUCUUUUUCUCAUACCGGCAAUGUCCCUCACAUAAUCAUCGCAGGUCCACCCGGCUGCGGCAAAACUACCAGCAUUCUCUGCUUGGCUCGUGCUCUUCUUGGCGAUGCUUAUAAAGAUGCUGUUCUUGAACUCAAUGCUUCCAAUGACCGUGGCAUCGAUGUCGUUCGUAGUAGGAUCAAGAUGUUUGCUCAAAAAAAGGUUACGCUUCCUCCAGGACGCCAAAAAUUCGUCAUUCUCGACGAAGCCGAUAGCAUGACAGACGGUGCUCAGCAAGCCCUGCGUCGUACGAUGGAGAUUUAUUCGAAAACCACCCGCUUCGCAUUAGCAUGCAAUGAUUCCUCCAAGCUGAUUGAACCCAUCCAGUCACGGUGUGCUGUACUGCGCUAUGCGAAACUUACCUCGGUCCAACUAAUGUCCCGGCUUCUACAGGUUGCAAAGGCGGAAGGGAUCAGUUACACUGAGGAGGGACUAGAGGCUGUCGUCUUUACUGCUGAGGGUGACAUGCGACAGGCACUUAACAACCUACAGUCAACUUACCAAGGAUUUGGUAUGGUUACCAGUGAGAAUGUUUUCAAGGUGUGUGACGAGCCUCAUCCGCUGCUAGUGCAGAACAUGAUUGAACUUUGCUUAAAAAGUAAAUUUUCUGACGCCUACACUGUUCUGAAGCAUCUUUGGGACUUGGGGUAUUCUGCUGAAGACAUAUUCUCAAUGCUCUUUCGCAUUGUAAAAAACCACCAGAUGGAUGAGUACUUGAAAUUGGAGUACAUAAAGGAAGUUGGUCUUACUCACCUCAGAAUCGCCGAAGGUCUGGGAACGCUUCUUCAACUCAGCGGUUUGCUGGCCCGACUGUGCAAAAUUACCAGCCACGAAGAAAAAUAA
Molecule: messenger RNA, 996 nt
Organism: Hydatigera taeniaeformis
Lineage: Eukaryota; Metazoa; Platyhelminthes; Cestoda; Cyclophyllidea; Taeniidae
Source: the annotation of a GenBank genome assembly